AGUCGAUCCGACGUCGCGGCAACAGGCUCAAUCGGGCCCAGCGUGGUGCACUCGGAACGUUUUUCUGCCGCCGCCAUCGACGUAUACAGUUUGUGUCGUGAUUUUCCGUUUUUGAUUUUCCCGUGUCGUGUGCUCGCGUCGAGUUUGAGAGCGAUUUUCGCCGGUCUGUGUUGUGGCAUUUCGAAUAACCUCCACCGCGUCCUCAGAGUAAAAUAGGAGAAGAAAUACUAAAACUAGUCCAACGUUACUUGAAAAAUGACUUCAAAAGACGACCAAAGUCCAAAGUCAAGUGGCAGUCUUCGUAAACCAUUUUUGUUGACGGCUGGUUCCAAAAGCGUGGACGACCAGAAGACCCGUCAUGACAGUGGUAGUAAGGCUUCACUAUCGUCCGUCAAAUGGCACUCAGCGCCGGCCACAGAACGUGAAGAUGGAAGACCGUCAUCACCGUCCGCACACAAGUCGACAUCAGCGGCGAUCGAAGUGUCCACUGCCGGUGGUGCCGGUGGUUGGAGACCGCUUCAGAGGCAAAAGGUGGUGACCGCGGCACCGACGCUCGAAGAGGACGAGGACGGACGCCCUUCUGUGACAGCGGCUGCAGCCGACACUGACCGGUCAUCGCGAAAACGGUCAGCGGUGGUGCGUCGCGGUUACAGUUGCCAGGAACCGUGCGCUGCCCGCCGGCCGAUGACGAUGAACAAUUGCGGUUGCGUGGCCGUGGGCGGCGUAGGUGGCACCAUCACUGCGGCCGGCGAGAACAGAAGACGCUGGCUGUCGGCGGACACGGGUGGCAACGGUCAUGCGGUGGCCGGCACCAGCCGGUCUAUGGAGUGCCUUCCGUCUCCCCAACCGCCGUCCACGCCACACCACCUUCACCGAACCAGCUUCAUAAUGGCCGCGGACGACCGAAAGUCUCUGGACAGUGGCCUGGACGACGUGGCGGCCACGGCCGCUGCAGCUGAGAUGGCCGACCGCCGGCGUGGCAUAUUCGCGUCCACCCGGACAUCCGUGCCGUCACACCUGUCGCUCGCCUUGCCGUCGUGCGAACGCCGCUUGACCAUCUUGUCGCCGCACACACACACGCCGACCACCCCCGCCUUCUACUCGACGUCGGCGUCCACCGAGACCGCUUGGCACUUUUGCACAUCAUCCGCGGCGGCUGCCAUGUCGUCGUCCACUUCGUUCGCAUCCCACUCUACCGCGGCCGCGUCGUCCAUGUUCACCUCCACAGCUGCCGCAAACGCCGCGUCCACCUGCAGGCCCCGCAAGAAGACACGGCCCGGCAUGGUGUUGCCGCGUCUAGUGCUACCCGGAAGUUCCGACUUGGACAUAUUCUCACAUUUUGAUGUGGAAAAUGGAGCUGGUACAAGUCCUGGUAGAUCACCACUGGACGGUGGAGGCACAUCCCCGUCUGCGGGUCUGGUGCUUCAAAAUUUGCCACAGCGUCGGGAGUCGUUCUUGUACAGGUCUGACUCCGAUUUCGAAGUGUCACCAAAGUCCAUGUCUAGGAAUUCGUCCAUUGCCAGUGAAAGAUUGAAAGAGACUGAAGCCAUUUUGGAAAGAUCAACCCAUGGCGAAGAUCUCAUCGUUACACCGUUUGCACAAAUACUGGCGAGCCUCCGAAGCGUCCGCAACAAUUUCUUGAGCCUCACCAAUGUACCAUCACAAAAGUCUCGGAGAUCAUCCGGCGCCACGGGCAACAGUACUCCCCAAAGCCGUGUUGUCAAUCCCGGAGAUGAUGCAUAUCUCAAGAUGUCCAUUGAGACUAUCGAGGAACUGGAUUGGUGUUUGGAUCAAUUGGAAACCAUCCAAACACAUAGAUCAGUUUCAGACAUGGCAUCGUCGAAAUUCAAAAGGAUGCUUAACAAAGAGCUUAGUCACUUCUCCGAGUCUAGUAAAUCUGGAAAUCAAAUAUCUGAAUACAUUUGUUCUACGUUUCUUGACAAACAACAAGAGCUGGAUAUACCAUCACUGCACACCGACGAUAACCAACAAGACGAAGCUCGACAGAACUCUAACAAGGCGUCGUCGUCCUCUGGUGCGUCGACCAGUUCUCAGUCUGGCUCGCAGUCCAAGAAAAAAGACGUGAAGUCCAAAGUGACGCCGAUGUCUCAUAUAUCGGGGGUAAAGAGGGCCUUGUCACACACAAACAGUUUCGCCGGCGAACGAUUGCCAAAAUUCGGCGUGGACACGCCCAAGGAAGAAGAAUUGGGAAAUACUUUGGCCGAAAUAGACAAAUGGGGUAUCGAUAUAUUCCGGAUAGCCGAUCUGACCAACAACCGGCCCCUGACAGCCAUAGCGUAUACUGUGUUCCAGAACCGAGAGCUAUUGAAAACGUUCAUGAUUCCUGCAAAAACGUUUGUUGCGUUCAUGAUGACCCUAGAGGAUCAUUACGCCAAAGACAAUCCUUUCCACAAUAGCACACACGCGGCUGACGUCGUCCAGUCCACCAACGUUCUGCUAAACUCGCCGGCUUUGGAGAGCGUUUUUACUCCGCUGGAAAUCACCGCUGCCCUUUUCGCAGCUGCCAUACACGACGUUGACCAUCCCGGACUGACCAAUCAGUUUCUUAUCAACUCGAGUUCUGAAUUGGCUCUGAUGUACAACGACGAGUCCGUGCUCGAAAACCAUCAUUUAGCUGUGGCUUUCAAACUUUUACAGAACGACGGGUGUGACAUAUUCCAGAACAUCAACAAAAAACAAAGACAAACUCUGAGAAAAAUGGUUAUCGACAUGGUACUUUCCACUGACAUGUCCAAACAUAUGAGCCUGUUAGCUGACCUCAAGACCAUGGUGGAAACAAAAAAAGUGGCCGGUUCCGGGGUAUUGCUGCUAGACAACUACACCGACAGAAUACAAGUCUUGCAAAACUUGGUACAUUGCGCUGACUUGAGUAACCCUACCAAACCGUUGGAACUAUACAAACGAUGGGUCGACCUGUUGAUGGAGGAAUUCUUCCAGCAGGGCGACAAAGAGCGAGAACAAAACUUGGACAUUAGUCCAAUGUGCGACAGGCACAGUGCUACGAUCGAAAAAUCACAGGUCGGAUUCAUCGAUUACAUCGUGCACCCUCUGUGGGAGACGUGGGCUGACUUGGUGCAUCCCGACGCCCAGGAAAUACUUGAUACCCUCGAAGAAAACCGAGACUGGUACCAGAGUAUGAUUCCACCCAGCCCGCCCAACGACGAGUCUGAAGACCGUGACAGCGGUGACGACGACGACUCUAAGCCUUCGGCCAGUGACCAGGACCCAAACAUCAGGUUCCACGUGACGCUUGAGGAAGGCGAUGAAGACUCGGUGGCCGCGAUGUGACGCAAACUAGUCGGCUGGUGUCGCAAGCUGGGCGAAAAAGUCAACUCCUGGUGGAGGACCAAACAAUGAGCAAAACAACGAGCGACUCACCUCGUCCCCGUCGCUUGGCAAAAAAAUAAAAAACCACAACAACGCCCCUUGUCCCUCCCCCCAAGAAUUACAUGGUGUGUUCGUGUAUUUGUGUGUGUGCGUGUGUAUACGUGUGCGUGUGCGUUUGCGUGUGCGUAUGCGUGUGCGUGUGCGUGUGCGUGUGCGUGUGCGUGUGCGUGUGCGUGUGCGUGUGCGUGUGCGUGUGCGUGUGCGUGUGCGUGUAAGGAAUCUAUCCAAAACGCUUUUUUUUCUGUCUAUGUAAAAAAUUAAAAACAAGUUUAAAAAAAGAUAAUGAUUAAUGAUAAUAAUAAACAAAAAACGAAAAAAAAAUAAUUAACUGCAAAUUCCUUUAAUCUCAUUUACAUAUAGUUAUAUAUACAUGAUAAUAUAUAAAACACGGAUAAAAAAAAAAAAAAACACUUUAUUAUUAAUAAUAUUUUGAUGUAAUUUUGUUGUUAUACAUUUAGGUACGUAUUAUUAAUUAUUAAUUAAUGUUAGUUUGUGUUGUUCGGAGAGAGAAUUUUGCUCGUUUGUUUGUUUUUUUUUUCUUUUUUUAUUAUUGAAUACCGUUUUUGUAGUUAUUCUUCAUUUGAUUUUUCAAAUAAUUAUCUUUCUUGUUUAGUCAUUAUUUUAAUAUUUAUUGAUGUUAUAGCUGUUUAAUAAAAAGAAAUGAUGUUACACAUAAGAAUAUAUACAACUAACUAUUGUCAUAAUAAUUAAUAGUUAUAUUAUUAAUCUUAUAUCUUUCGGACAUAUAAUUUUAAAUAAAACAAACAAGAUAUGUAUAUCCCUGAAAAUGAACCUAACCUGACUAAAAUAUCGUGUGACAAAGUAAAGUUUGAUUUUCUGAUCAUACUGUAAGCAUGGACAUUUUGGUUUUGAUCUUUUUUUAUAUACCUACAUAUAAUAUUUUUUUUUAAACUUUUAAUUCAAGUUUUUAUAAAAAAAAAUAUAUAUGACUUUCCUUUAAAUUUUACCAUUUCCAAGUAUAUUUAAAUCUUAUUUGAAUUCAUAGUUUGGUGUACUAUUGGUAGUUAAAAAAAUAUGAAACCAAAAAAUAAUAAUAUUAAAAUCGUAAUUUAAAAAAUGAGAUUUUAUCCAGCUUUAAAAUAUGUUCCAUAUGAAUCAACGGUAAAAUAAUUCGAUGAUUAUAAUUUUUGCCAAGACAAAAUAGAAAUGCAUAAUAUGACUUUUUUAUCAUAGUUAAAAUUUUUACACAUUUUAAUACCUUCGUUUAUUGCCUGUAUUAUACGACACAGCUAAGUCUCUGAAGACUUUCGAUUGAGGCUGCGAUUUUCUUUCGUCUACCACAAGUGUACACGUUACUUUUUUCAGUUGGGUUCAUACAUUUUCCUUUCUAUUCUUACAGAUUCAGAAAUAUUUACUAUAUUUUCAGAUUCCAUUUGUCAAUUCACUUGCAUUUCUCUUCCGAUAGGUAGUAAUUUAUUUAUUAUUUACUAUUUAGGUAUACUUGCAAAUGUAAUGUUACCUUUCAUUGUAUUUUCAAAUGUGUAUAUUAUAUAGUAUUAUUUAUAUAUUAUGUAUACAUUUGUUGAAUAUAAUAAUUAUUAGUAUGUAUUCAUUUUAUAAUUUAAAAGACUAGUCAAUUUUUCGCCAAAUAUUUGUACAAAUUUUACUACCCUCCCUGCCCAGGCCCCCCAUCACCCUUUUUAAGUUUAUUUAAUAUUCUUUUUUUCUAAAAUCCACGUUUGUCUAUUGACUGUCUAUUUUAUAUAAGCUUGG
Messenger RNA from Myzus persicae (green peach aphid), 5142 nucleotides. It is a transcript of the gene dnc, whose product is annotated as cAMP-specific 3',5'-cyclic phosphodiesterase. The coding region runs from base 256 to 3309 and encodes 1017 amino acids. Gene Ontology annotation, molecular function: 3',5'-cyclic-AMP phosphodiesterase activity. Gene Ontology annotation, biological process: signal transduction. Lineage: Eukaryota; Metazoa; Arthropoda; Insecta; Hemiptera; Aphididae. The record is from RefSeq and is a predicted model, not a curated record. The transcript is spliced from 17 exons. Gene Ontology annotation, cellular component: nucleus; perinuclear region of cytoplasm; cytosol.